AUGACAAGAACGAAAGUCGCUAUCCAAAAAACAAAUGCUUCCCGCUUUUCGAAUAAAGCUGUUUCAAGCAGUAUUACUACAACUUCUAAAUCAAAUGGACAUAAGUCCAAUGUCACAGCAAAUAGAAAUAUUAUCUCUUCUACCGGUUCUAAAUCAAAGAAUGUGAAACGCAAAAAACAGGAUAAGUUAGAUGAGGAUGAAUAUGUUCCUAGUGAUGAUGAUUUCGGAUCAGAUUAUGGUGAUUAUGUCGAUAAUAAUGAUAACAUUAUAAAAAGCGCUGCCACAAGUCAAGAUGUAACAGAUUUAAUUGGCCUUCUUCAAAGUAAAACAAAGAAAAAUUCGACUUCAUAUUUUAAAAAGUUUGAGCAAAAACAAGAAACUAAAUUACAAGAGGCAAGAGAUUUGAUUGAGGCAAAGAUGAGAGAGAAUAUUGAACGUAAAGAUGAAUUCAUUAAAAAGUCGAAACUCGGGUUUGAAAAAUACAAAACAAUCACAACCGAAUCUUUAGAUCAACUCACGAAGCUUCAUACUCAAUCACAAAGAAUUCACCGAGAAUUUAAUAAUGGAUUAAAACAACUUUAUGCCACUGACGUAACAGAAUUAAAUGAGUCACUAGAAAUAUUUAUGAAUGAUCAAGAUUAUGCGUGCACAUCUUUAAUGAAAGCUAAUAAGGAAAUUCACGAUUUAGUGACUCUCAAAAAUGAUUUUAAAUUUGGAAAACAAAUCCUUAAUCAACAAACAACAGAAUGGGCCGCUCAUUAUGUUAAUUACAAGGCAUUGAAAAAAAUAAUCAAUAGCCUGCAGAGUGCCUACCAAAAUAAUGAACGAUCUUUACCUCCUACUCCUGUUACUAUCGGACCUUCUCUCAAUGCCGACUCUUUACAAAUUGAUGAUUAUCCAAAAUUUAUACAACAACAGAAAGCUGCCUUCUUUUUUAAGUUGGAACGCGAGUUGGAAAAAGUGAAUACUUUUUACCUCCAAAAGGAAAAAGAAUUUAAAGUUAGACUACGUACCUUAAUUGAUAAAAAAAGAAUUUUGUUAGGUCGUGGAAGAAAACUUUCUACUAAUUCUGCUUCCUUGGUCACUUUAACAGAGGCUUUUCAAAAAUUCCAACAAGAUUUAAACAAAUUGCAGCAAUUUAUAGAAAUUAAUGCAACAGGUUUUCGAAAAAUUUUAAAAAAAUGGGAUAAACGAUCUAAAUCAAGUACAAAAGAGCUUUACCUCGCUCGUCAAGUAGAAAUUCAACCUUGUUUUAACCCUGAUAUUAUCGCUGAUUUAGCAGACAAUGUUGAUAUUAAUUUAAAAGAACUUCAAAGUCUUAUGAAUGGGUUACAUUCUACUCCAUUAUCAUCGCCUACUUCUCCUGAAAGAAGACUUUCAAUUGGUGAACCCGAGGAACCUGAUGUAAUGGUUGAUAUUGAAACUGAACUUUUCAAUUCUAUCAUAAAAGGUGUUAAAUCAAAUGUCCAAGAAAUGUUAAAUUGGAUUCAGCAACACCCAAUCGAUGAAGAUAAAGAUCUCUUAUCUCGUGUAUUCUGGCGCGCAUGUUCCGAGGAGAGGUCUUCUAUCGAAUCUAUACAAUGUUUAGUUUACACCAAUAUGAUAAACUUCAAAUAUAUUGACGAUAUUAGUGACCGAACAUGUUUGCACGAAGCUGCUAUCGUUGGACGUCUACAACUUAUGAAAUUGUGUGUUGAAAAUAAUGUUAAGGUGGAUUGUUCUGAUGUAUACGGCCGAAAACCGUUACAUUAUGUUUGCAUGUAUGGUCACAGUGAUGCGGCCACAUAUCUAUUAUCUCAAGGUGCAGAUUGUGAAAGUUGUGAUCAUGAUGGUUUUAGUUCUCUUAUUUAUGCCGUUACAAAUGGUCAUACUAAAUGUGUAGAGAUUUUGCUCGAAAAAGGCGCCCACACGAAACCAGUGAAAAAAGGUGAUCAUAAUCAUAUACCUUUAUCAUUGGCAUGUCAAUAUGGUCACAAAGAUAUAGCCUUGUUAUUACUUGCAAAGGGAGCACAGAUUAUACCUGAUGCGGAAGGUCUUUCAUCUUUACAUUUAACCGCUCGUGAAGGUCAUCAUGAAAUAUUAAAAAUCCUAACAGAACAUGGUGCUCAUUUAGAUACGCUUGACAAGUAUAAAGGAUGGUCUCCCCUCUUUUAUGCUGCAAGUGAAGGCCACAUUGAAUGUGUCAAUGCUUUAAUCCAAGCUAAUUGUCAAGUUAAUAUAACUGAUGAAUCAGGUCAUUCCCCAAUCUAUUAUGCUGCUUGGGAAGGACAUAUAGAAUGCAUAAGUAAAUUACAUUUGGCGGGUGGACGUGUAGAACCUGUUGAGCCAAGAUUCGAGCAAUUUGCAGUUAAUAAAGAAUAUCACUUUGAUGAUGAUCUUGAUAUGAACAAUAAUAUUGAUUCGAUACCUUCUUUAUUAUUACCACCACCAAUUCUACCACUUCAAAUUUAUGGACAUAAUUAUCUAGAUAAAAAAUAUCACAUACAAUUGACACUCGGUCACCAUUCAACGAAACCUCGAAGACCACCUGUACAUUUAUAUGGAAAUAGUCAAAUCUCAUCUUUAAAACUUAUUAUUGCUUCAAAGCCAGACAUGGGAAUUAUUCCACAUAGUAUUAUAUUACCUCUGGGUAAUGAUCAAGAGGUUUUUUCGUUUCAGGUAGAUUCCAUAGAAAAUUUUUCUUUAGAAUUUGAUAUAUUCCCUACUUUCGGAUCAAAAGUCAUUGGAAAAGGUGUUGCAUUACCACAUGUCUUUGACAUUUCAAAUAUUUGUGAAAGAAGAAAUAAUUUAGUUACUGGGGGAACGUAUAUUUGUCCUUUAUUUGAUACCCAUUUAAAAGUUGUUGGAGAAUUAUCUUUUGAGUUUGCAAUUGUGAAACCUUUUCAAGGUGUACAAUUAGAAAUCGGGGGUCAAGUGGAAACCUAUUGGAAAUCUACAAAUACUGUAAUUGUUCCCGGUUCACCUGAACAACCCCUAAAUAUAAGCGGAAAUAUACCAUUCUUUAUAACAGCUUCUUCCUUGUCGGGUGAAUAUAUUCAAAUUGUAGUGCAAGUGACACGAGAUAUGGUGGCCGUUGUAUAUCCGGAAUGGAUGUUACCUGUGAAUGUAUUUGAAUUAAAUGUAUCAGAUGUCACAUAUAGCCAAUUCAAGUCAUUAAAUCACGAUAAUUUUGAUUUCAAUAACAAUACUACAAGUUCAAAGGAAUUACAAAAAAUGGUUCAUAAAGCUUACCUAUCCUUGGAGGAAGUAUUAGAGAGAUUACAACCAACCCUUGGAGUGAAUUUGGAAAUCAAAUAUCCUACUGUUUACGAAAUGUCCCGUUACCGGUUUUCUAAUAUUCCCGAUAUAAACAGUUAUGUGGAUACUAUUUUACAAACAGUAUACAAAAACCCUACAACCAGAAACGGUUCAAAUCGAUCCGUGAUAUUUUCCUCAUUUAAUCCUGCGAUUUGCACCGCUUUGAAUUGGAAACAACCAAACUACGCGGUAUUUUUCAAUUCUUUUUGCGGAUUCGAAAAUGAAAACAAAAAUCAUGAGGAUAUCGAACAAGAUAAACGUUGUACCUCGAUUAAGGAGGCCGUUAAAUUCGCAAAAAUUAAUAACCUUCUAGGAGUCGUUUGCGACGCGACUUUACUAGUUCGCGUUCCAUCGUUAAUAACGAGUGUCAAACAGGCCGGACUGAUAUUGACUACGUUUGGAACCGCAAAUAAUGAUCCUCACAACAUACGGAUACAAGAAAGAUUCGGUGUUGACGCUAUAAUAAUUGACGAGGAUGAUUUUGAGCCUGGAUUUCGUGGCGGACUUGGUUCAUCUAAAAUGGAUACUGAGGAUGAAGAAGAGGACAUGGAUUCAGGUUCAGGAAUGGGUCAAAAAAGUUCAGCAUUUGAUGAUUUUCUAGAUCUACGAUUUGGUUCAACCAAAAGAAAACGAAAAACUCAAUUCAUUUCUAAACAAAAUAAACGUCCGCAUGAAGCUGAUCAAGAAUUUGGAAAAUUUGAGCAACAUACUAAAGGAAUUGGUCUUAAACUCAUGCAGAAAAUGGGAUAUAAAUUGGGGGAAGGUCUUGGGGCAGAAGGUACUGGUAUUGUAAAGCCUAUCGAGACGAAAGUGCGCCCUUCUAAGAUGGGCUUAGCAUAUCGUGGUUUUGAUGAACGGACUGAUAAAGCAAAAAACGAAAAAAAUGAUAUCGUUGAAAAAGUUAGUAUCAAACCUGUACAAAAAGAAAAGCCGAAUGCUUGGAGAAAGUCCAAAAAACCCAAGGCCCCUAAAGCUGAAUACAAAACGGCAGACGAGAUAAUGAAUGAGAGUGAAUCCACUGCGCCAGUACAGCCGAUGAAAAUUGUAGAUAUGACUGGUCCACAGGUUCGUGAAAUUUCUUCAGCAAGCCAAAUUAAAUCUCAUGCAAUACUGGAUUCUUCUUCACGUCUUCCAGAAUUGCGUCAUAAUCUUCGUUUGAUCGUAGAUAUGUCGAAAUCGGAUUUGGAACAUUUCACUAGAGAGCGUAGAAUUCAGAAUGAAAAGAAAAAAUCUCUUAAUCAAGAUGUUAUUAGACUUUCUACCUUGGUGGAAGACGAAGCAAAAAGAAUAAGUCAACUUGGUGAAGUUAUGUCUAUCCUCAAAGAAUGCAAUAGACUUCUCACAGUUACUCUGUCAACAGAUUCUCCCGAGUUAAAUGUGUUUUCUGAAUUAUUUGAAAAACUAAUUACAAAUUAUCCUGAUGAAUUUGUUGUAUAUGGAUUAGAUGCUGCUGUGGUAUCAAUAAUAUCUCCUGUGCUUAAAAAAUAUUUGAUUUAUUGGGAACCGUUGGAGAAUCCUCAACUCGGAUUGCAAGAACUUCAACAAUGGUCCCGAUUAUUCAAAACUUCAUCAUCUGAUACAAAUGUUAAAACUAAUUACAAUGGGUUAUCACGUUCAAAAGAGAAAGUAAUGACUCCAUACGAGAACAUGAUGUUUAAUAUUUGGCUUCCAAAAGUUAGAUCUGCAAUAAAUAAUGACUGGAAUGUGCGAGAUUUUGAUCCGGCAAUUCGCUUGCUCGAAAAUUGGCGUUCACCACUGCUUCCCGAAUUCAUUUAUGAAAACAUGAUAGACCAACUUAUAAUGCCAAAAUUGACAAGAGAAAUAGAUUCAUGGAAUCCUAGAAAUGACACUGAAAUGGUACAUCAAUGGUUACAUCCUUGGUUACCCUUAUUGAGAGAAAGGUUAGAUCCUUUAUAUGCGAAUAUACGCCAGAAGUUUCGCCUUAUUCUUCAAAAUUGGGAUCCUACAGAUUCUCGAGCAUUAGACAUAUUACGUCCAUGGAAAAAUGUUUUUCAACCGACGGAUAUGCAAUCGUUCCUUGUUAAACAUAUUUUACCCAAGUUAAAUGAAUCAAUGCGUGCAAAAUUCCAAAUAAAUCCCAGAAAACAAGAAUUAGAACUUUUUAAUUGCAUUAUGAAUUGGCGAAAUUUGUUUGUUUCUGAUGUAUUUUGUAAAUUAUUUGAGACAGAAUUUUUCCCAAAAUGGUUGGAUGUAUUAUAUAUAUGGUUAACACACAACCCUAAUUAUAUUGAAAUAAGACAAUGGUAUUUAUUCUGGAAAGAAUUGUUCCCCCAGGAAAUGCUUACCGAUUCUCUUAUCGAAGCACAAUUCAUGAGAGGGUUAUCUUUGAUAGAUAAAAGCAUAUCAUUGGGACGAGAGGCAUCUAGCAGAUUGCCUCAUCCAUCAAGCGAACAAAUCGAGCAAAUGGACUUUAAUUUUGAAUCAUUUCAAAUUCCUUCUGUCAAUCCUAACACAAUGGAUACAGAAAUUAGCUUUUUGGAGUUGGUAGAAGAAUUUGCUCAAGAAAGGAACAUAUUGUUUUUACCUCUCAACAAAACUCAUAAAACUUCUGGUAAAUCAUUAUAUCGUAUGGGAGGUACUUCCGAAGGUAUUGGUGGAAUUACAAUGUAUUUCCAAGAUGAUGUUAUGUUUGUAAAAAAAGGGCAAGAUUGGCAACCAGUUGGAUUUGAAGAAAUUUUGGAAAUGGUAUAA
This is a messenger RNA of Diversispora eburnea, 6009 nucleotides long. The record is from the annotation of a GenBank genome assembly. Lineage: Eukaryota; Fungi; Glomeromycota; Glomeromycetes; Diversisporales; Diversisporaceae.